Molecule: messenger RNA, 1299 nt
Organism: Acanthosepion pharaonis
Lineage: Eukaryota; Metazoa; Mollusca; Cephalopoda; Sepiida; Sepiidae
Source: the annotation of a GenBank genome assembly
AUGUUUAAUCCAAAUAAAGCACAUUCCUUUCAUUUACCUCUCUCUCUCUCUCUCUCUCUCUCUCUCUCUCUCUCUCUCUCUCUCUCUCUCUCCUGUUCACAUCUAUCUAUCUAUCUAUCUAUCUAUCUAUCUAUCUAUGCAAUUCUGUUUCUAUCUAUCUCAACUUUUCCGUAUCUAUUUAUCUAUCUCACUGUUCAUAUCUAUCUCAGCCUUUCCGUGUCUCUCUAUCUCGCUAGCUAUCCCAUUCUGUUUAUAUCUAUCUUAUUCUGUUCCUAUCUAUCUAUCUAUCUUAUUCUGUUCAUAUCAAUCUAUCUAUUUCACUGUUCUCUCUAUCUAUGUCAGUCUCUUUCUAUCUAUCUAUCUAUCUAUCUAUCUAUCUAUCUAUCUAUCUAUCUAUCUAAGCCUGUUCAUCUCUAUCUAUCUAUCUAUCUAUCUACCUAUCUAUCUAUCAAAGCCUGUUCAUAUCUAUCUAUCUAUCUAUCUAUCUAUCUAUCUAUCUAUCUAUCUAUCUAUCUAUCUAUCUAUGUUAGUCUCUACUCUCUUCCUGGCUGUCUGUCUAUCUAUUUAUCUAUCUAUCUAUCUAUCUAUCUAUCUAUCUAUCUAUCUAUCUAUCUAUCAUUCAAUUUAUCUAUCUAUCUAUCUAUCUAUCUAUCUAUCUAUCUAUCUAUCUAUGUCUGCCUAUCUCUCUUUCUUUAUCUUUUUUCAAGAUUCUCACACCGACCACGGCUGUCCUUUCCACCAUCUUUAAAGAAAGCGGUUUCGAAAGAGUUCUAUCUAUCUAUCUAUCUAUCUAUCUAUCUAUCUAUCUAUCUAUCUAUCUAUCUAUCUAUCUAUCACUCACUCAGUUUGUCUAUCUGUCUCUCUGUCUGUCCGUCUGUCUGUCUGAGUUUGUUUAUAUCUAUGUAUGACAACCUGUUUCUGCCUUUUAAUUUAAAUAAGAAAAUAUUGUACUUAGAUUUCUUUUUAGAAAGAAAGCGGUUUCGAAAGAGUUCUAUCUAUCUAUCUAUCUAUCUAUCUAUCUAUCUAUCUAUCUGUCUGUCUGUCUGUCUGUCUGUCUGUUUAUAUCUAUUUCUAUCUAUCUAUCUAUCUAUCUAUCUAUCUAUCUAUCUAUCUAUCUAUCUAUCUCAGUCGUUUCAAAUCUAUCACAAUCUAAUUUUUAAUCUAUAUAUCUAUGUAUCUAUAUCUAUCUAUCUAUCUAUCUAUCUAUCUGAGUCUGUUUAUAUCUAUAUAUCUCAAUCAGUUCAUAUCUAUCUAUCGCAAUCUGUUCAUAUUUCUCUUUUCUUUCCCUGUUUCUUUUAG